Cladocopium goreaui is the source of this 1863-nucleotide messenger RNA. The record is from the annotation of a GenBank genome assembly. NCBI's taxonomy places the organism in Eukaryota, Dinophyceae, Suessiales, Symbiodiniaceae.
AUGUCGUCCAUGGCCACCAUUCCGCAGACUGAUGAAGAGGAGAUGGAGACUUCACAGCUUUGGGGGUCAACCAAUGGAAGCGAAGCAAAGGUUUCUCAUUGGUUUUCUCGCGCGAGGGCCUCCUUCAUUGUGCCCGCUGUUGGUCUCAUGGUUGUGGGUGUCUUGGCAUUGGGCGCGAUUCGCGCGAAUAUGGCCCCUCAGACUGCUCAGGACCAGGCUGGAAUUGUCCAAUUGGGCGAUUUCAAGAUCCCAACGCUUCCAGCGAAUCCGAUCGAUGAGUUGAAGAAAGAAAUCAAACAACCAAUUACAAACUUCAAGGCAGACUUGGGCAUCAAUGACUUGAGGGGGGAUCAGAUUGCACUUUGCGUCGUCAAUCUCAACUUGGGAAUCUGGAAGGUGAUUCAGGUGGGCGCACUCAUCACCAAAACGGUGGACAAUUGCGCAUAUCAAACCACCAAUAUCGACAAGAAAAUUGCAUGCAAUAUCAAUCUUGCUGCGAUCAUAGUUACUUUGUCAGAAAUGAUGGCCUUCUUCACCAGCACCUCCACCUUAUGCACAGGCAAAACAAACCCAGAUGCCCGCUGCACAGUAUUUAUGGCACUGACCUUCAGGCAUUUGGCGCUCUUUGCUGCAGCUGAGAACCAAAUUGCCCUCUUUUGCCCUAAGGCCUCAUACGAAACAACGGUCGUGGAAGGUGGAGUGAGAACCUAUGAUGCUGCAGAACGCCGACUUCUUUCGAAUUCAUCCUUUGCUAACAGCUCUGCUGACAGAGAACUCUCCGCAGUGGUGGUUCCCGACCCCCCCGCCGCUCCGAUUGCAAAAUUGUUUUGCGCAUGGAAUGUUGCUGAGAGUUUCUGGUUCUUUGCUCGUAUUCCCCCAUUGGCCGACAUCGCACGCAGACGUUGCCCGGCAGGGAGGACCGCAAGGAGCAAGGCUGCUUGUUCCGAGGUGAUCAAUAACAUCCUCACCAUGACAUUCAACGGAGUCAAGUUGAUCGCUGCAGCCACAACCAAUUGUGUGGAAGGCACAAACGUGGCUGCUGGAUGUGCUGCUGGCAGUCUGAAUUUCAUGUCAGGAAUCACCGGGAUAAGCUGGGUGGCCUCGGCCUUCGCAAACGGUGCAUGCACAGAUUUGGAUGUAAAGAGGAAAGCUGCCACGGAGGUACGCAUCAAUAGAAAGAUUCACAAGAUUAACCUCAUCAAGAGCAACACGCUGCGGCGCUUGCUACGAGAAGAAACUCCUCACCAGAUGAUUGCUCAAGAAGAGGAGGACACACGCAACAAUGCCACCACAGAAGAACUUGUCCGCCAUCUUAUGCAACAGAUGAAUCCACAAGAAACCGAGACAGGUUUUGAAGAUGAUCCCUAUGAACUUGUAUUGUCACACCUCCAGAGCUUGAAGGCACCCAGUGAGGCAGAGUGGCAGCAGAUGAUGGCAAAGCUGGGCACCAUUCAGGACACGGCCUCCAGCCCUGCAUGCAGGCAUUCCGAGCUGCAAGUAAUCUGGCAGAGAAAAGUGAUGCUUCUUCAGGUCGAACAAAGCUCACAGAGGAAUGUUGAAGAGGCUUCUUUUGAUACUCCAAUCAGGAUGAGGAAGGACACCAGCGUUUCAGAUGCAUUUUUGCCACAAUACAAUUUGAAUCAGCAGGCUGGUUUAGAAAACAUAGAGGGACCGGAUGGUGUGGGAGACCUCACUGUGACCCUGAAGCAGCAUGGUGCAGCAUGGCGCAGCAGCGCGAAGCCAAAGGCUCAGCUCCAGCUGUUUGUUGUCCUUGUCGUUGGCCUUGUCCUGUCGCAGGUCAAGGAGCAAACAGAGACUGAGAUGUCGGCCACACGAGCAGAACAGAAACAUCUUGACAUUUGA